Molecule: messenger RNA, 270 nt
Organism: Adineta ricciae
Lineage: Eukaryota; Metazoa; Rotifera; Eurotatoria; Adinetida; Adinetidae
Source: the annotation of a GenBank genome assembly
AUGCCUGUUUCAAGCGAAAAGUUUUGUCGCGAAUUUUGUACUGAUGGAACGUGCGAUGACAUUGUCACAAAAAGUUGUCCCAGUAUUAUUUAUGCAACAGCUCGUCCGAUUUUAUUGACUCAUAUAGUUAUAACCUAUGAAAAUAAGGCUUUACGAUAUACAGAUAGCGACACAGAUAUUCCCAAACCAACCUAUGUUUGUUACAAUGGUACACUUCUUCAUUUACCUGCUGAUGAAGAAACAUUUACACUACUUGAUAAUAUGACAUGA